CUUCAACAUAUUUUCAUUCGUAAGUCGUUAGGAAGACUUCAGUGUCUUUCAACUAAAAGAUUUUAGUAUUUUCCUAUUGAAAAUCUCUCUCAUUGAGAGCUGCUUCACAAUCCGAUAAGUUCUUGAAGCUUAAUUAUGACACGUAAAAGAAUUGCUGUUAUCGGAGCUGGUCCCUGCGGAUUGACUACUGUAAAAUGUCUAUUGGAGGAGAACCUCAUACCGACAUGCUUUGAGCAAACGGAACACAUUGGUGGUUUGUGGAGAUACCAUGAGGACGACAUUGACGGUUUAGCAUCGGUAAUGAAAACUACAAUUAUAAACAGCAGUAAAGAAAUCACAGCUAUGAGCGACUUUCCACCAUCAGCUGAUGCAUCAAAUUAUAUGCACAACAAACAAGUGUAUGAAUACCUGAAAAGCUAUUCAAAGGCAUUUGAUUUAGAAAAAUAUGUCGUAUUCAAUAAAGAAGUUAUCGAGGUAGAUGUAGCCGAAUCUUACGAUGUCACUGGACGACUUAAUGUAGUUACUAAAGACACCAAAACAAAUCGAAUUUCUCAAGAAGAGUUUGAUGGCGUUAUGGUAUGCAUUGGCCAUCAUGUCUAUCCAAAUAUGCCAACAUUUUCAGGCAUGGACAAAUUCAGAGGUACAAUCAUGCAUACGCAUAGCUUGAAGAAAGUUGACGAGCUGGCUGAAAAAAGAGUAGUGGUGGUGGGAGUUGGAAAUUCCGGGAUGGAUGCAGCAGUGGACAUUAGUACAGUAGCAAAACAAGUAUAUCUUAGCACAAGGCGAGGAGCUUGGGUAUUGCCAAGGGUUGGUCCAGGAGGUAUGCCAUUCGAUCUUGUGAUGCUUCGAAGAUGGCUAAAUGUUUUGCUCAAAUCACUACCUUAUUUUCUUGUUUGCUGGUUUACCGAGAAAAUGUUGAAUUAUAAUUUUGAUCACUAUCUCUAUAAUUUGAAGCCACAGCACCGAGUUUGGAGCCAGCAUCCAACGAUAUCUGACACUUUGCCUAUCAGACUCCUAAGUGGCACCGUGGUGGUAAAGAAGAACAUAGAAACAUUUACUGAAAACGGCGUCAUUUUCGAAGAUGAAAUGAAUGUUACUGAAUGCGAUACAAUUGUUUUUGCGACUGGUUACAAAAUAAAUUUUCCAUUUCUCAGCAACAAAAUAGCUGCCGUGAAAGGAAAUGAAGUUCAUUUGUACAAAUAUGUUUUCCCACCACAUAUGAAACAUCCUUCGCUGGCAAUAUUGGGAUUGGUUCAGAUCGUUGGUGGCGGGUUUCCUGUUGGAGAAAUUCAAGGUCGUUGGGCAACUCUGGUAAUGAACAGGAAACUAGCUUUGCCUUCAAGAGAAAAAAUGGAAGCUGAUAUUCAACAAAGAAAGGACAUAAACUCUAAACGGUAUGUAAAAUCAGAAAGACAUACCAUUCAAGCAGAUUACAUUGAAUACAUGGAUGAAAUAGCGUCUCUGAUUCAUGCUAAACCGAAUUUGUUGAAGAUUUUCUUCUUGGAUUUUCCUCUGUUUGCAAAUUUAUUAUUUGGUCCGUCCUUGCCGUAUCAAUAUAGGCUUCAAGGACCGCACCCCUGGGAUGGCGCUCGAACUGCGAUAUUAGAAUGGAAAACUAGAGUAGUUAAGCCCCUUAAGCAAGAUUACGAAGAGCAUUCCUUUGUAAAAUUUUACAUUAUUGCAUCAAUAUGUGUAUUUAUAGCUCUGGUGUUUAUGUUAAAAGUUUUGUUGUGAGCUUUGUUGAGUAUUUAUUUUUUAAAGCAAUAAUAUUUAUUCACGUUUUAUUCUAAAGUAUUUUAGUUAGC
This is a messenger RNA of Uloborus diversus, 1805 nucleotides long. RefSeq names its product flavin-containing monooxygenase 5-like. NCBI's taxonomy places the organism in Eukaryota, Metazoa, Arthropoda, Arachnida, Araneae, Uloboridae. The coding region runs from base 136 to 1734 and encodes 532 amino acids. The transcript has 4 exons. The record is from RefSeq and is a predicted model, not a curated record. Gene Ontology annotation, molecular function: flavin adenine dinucleotide binding; N,N-dimethylaniline monooxygenase activity; NADP binding.